Molecule: messenger RNA, 2410 nt
Organism: Chenopodium quinoa (quinoa)
Lineage: Eukaryota; Viridiplantae; Streptophyta; Magnoliopsida; Caryophyllales; Amaranthaceae
Product: ferrochelatase-1, chloroplastic-like
Exons: 10
Coding region: 688-2148 (486 amino acids)
Biological process (GO): heme biosynthetic process
Molecular function (GO): protoporphyrin ferrochelatase activity
Source: RefSeq, a predicted model, not a curated record
ACCGGACCUGAUCCGAACCUGUAGAUUAAGGUCCGAUCUCGGUCUUUGAAAUUCAGGGAUUCCGGUUCCGGUCUAAAACCGGGGGUAAAAAAUUGUGUUUUAAAAAAACAAAAAAUUCAAAAUUUAUUACUCCUAUUAGUUAGCUAUGACUACCCGUAUAUAUCAUCCUCCUCAUCACUGACGUAUCCCCAUUUUCUACUUUUCUUCUUUUUCGCAAUUUCUUCGAUUAAUUCCUCUUUUUCAUCGAAACUUCAUUGAUUAAUUGCGAUUCCUUCCUCUUUCGUUGAUUGAUUUGAUCUUCCUGGUUUUCGAAUUUUUAAUUUCUGAUUUUGGGAUUCUGAUUUUCCGAUUAGGGUUCUUAAAAGAACCUAAUUUGAAUUGAUUUCUGCUGUACUGAUGCUGGUUCUUUGAUUCAUUUGGGGGCUUUUGUAAGUGUAAUUCUCUCCGUUUUUUUUUUUUUUUUUUUUUUUUUUUUUUUUAAUUUUAUAAACUGUAGAUGCGAAAAUUUGUUGGGGUUAUGAAUCUUUAGUGUUUAAUUUAUUUUUGAAUAGGUUUCUGUAUAUAUAUAUAGUUUAAAUUCUUGAAAUUCGAUUGAAUUUCAUAACUAAGGAGAAAUGUCGUCUGCUGGGAUUGCUGUUACUUUGCUCCUCACGCUUUGCGGCUUCUGGGUAUUCAUUGAUCGCCGCCAUGGAUGCAACCUCGAGCUCUGCCGUGGUUUCGCAGCUGAGAUUAUCAUCUCCCUCGCUUCGUAAUUCCAAAUCCAGAUUCUUUGAGUCAUGUCCACAAAUCAGAAACUGCAUGCCUCCUUGUAAAUAUACUUGUAGGAAUUCGUCAUCCAGCUCAUAUACAAUCAUGUCUUCUGACUCAGUUGAGAGUAAAAGCAGCAGCAUUAGUGGAUUUUCUUAUAGUCAACCAGAGAAGAGAAGUAAUGAAGUGGGUAAAACAUUUUGUUCUGCUGCUUUAUACACUAGCACUUAUGAUGAGGACUUGGCAAUAUUUCCCUCUCAUGUUGCGGAGGAAAAGAUUGGGGUGCUUCUUUUGAAUCUUGGAGGACCUGAUACUCUUAAUGAUGUUCAGCCGUUCUUGUUUAAUCUAUUUGCCGACCCAGACAUCAUUCGCCUUCCCUCGUUGUUUCGUUUUCUGCAAAGGCCCCUGGCUCAGUUGAUUUCUAUGCUAAGAGCCCCUAAAAGCAAGGAAGGCUAUGCUUCAAUAGGAGGAGGUUCACCUUUACGAAAGAUAACUGAUGAGCAGGCAAAUGCACUUAAGUUGGCAUUAGAAGCAAAGAAUAAGAAUGUAUCUGUCUAUGUUGGCAUGAGGUACUGGUACCCAUUUACAGAAGAGGCGGUUCAACAGAUUAAGAAGGACAAGAUUACAAGACUUGUUGUCCUUCCUCUCUAUCCUCAGUUUUCUAUAUCUACAACAGGUUCUAGCCUCCGAGUUCUCCAAAACAUUUUCAGGGAAGAUGCAUAUCUGUCUCGCGUGCCUGUUGCUAUCAUCCGAUCUUGGUACCAGCGAGAAGGUUAUGUCAAGUCCAUGGCUGACUUGAUUGAGAAAGAGCUGCAAUCCUUUUCCAUGCCUGAUGAGGUUAUGAUAUUCUUCAGCGCUCAUGGUGUGCCAGUAAGUUAUGUUGAGGAUGCUGGAGAUCCAUACAAAGAUCAGAUGGAGGAUUGCAUCUUCUUAAUUAUGAGAGAAUUGAAAGCUAGAGGAAUCAACAAUAGACAUACGCUUGCUUACCAGAGUCGAGUUGGUCCUGUGCAAUGGCUGCAACCUUAUACUGAUAAAGUUCUUGUUGAGCUUGGCCAAAAAGGAGUAAAGAGUCUGCUGGCUGUUCCUGUGAGUUUUGUGAGCGAGCACAUUGAGACACUUGAAGAGAUUGAUAUGGAAUACAAGGAAUUGGCACUUGAAUCUGGCAUUGAGAAUUGGGGUCGGGUUCCUGCUCUCAAUUGCACUUCUUCUUUCAUCAAUGAUCUAGCUGAUGCUGUCACUGAAGCUCUACCUUCAGCAGCUGCUAUCACAACCAGCACAUCUGAAGAAGUCUAUAGUGAUCCGGUCAAUUAUUUCGUAAAAUUGUUUUUCGGCUCACUGUUGGCCUUUAUCUUGCUUUUGUCCCCAAAGAUAUUCUUGGCGUUUAGGAACAACCUUUUGUAGAAAUAGAUGGAAGACUUACCAGAUUUUGAAGCCUUGCGGUAUACACAAAACUGACUGCAGAGGAGAAUUAUAGAAAAGAUGGACUUAAGAGGAUGCUUGUAUUCUUCCUUUUGAGCUCUUGCUCAACUUCCAAAUGUUGACAAAUGUUGUAAAGUUUAUUUUAUCCAUGGUUAUUUUUCUCAAGUAUUCAUCUGUAGUAAGUAUAAUUAAGUAUAAAAAUUGAAACUUACUUUUAUAGGUUGUUACUUUCAAAAUAUUAUUA